Molecule: messenger RNA, 913 nt
Organism: Paralichthys olivaceus (Japanese flounder)
Lineage: Eukaryota; Metazoa; Chordata; Actinopteri; Pleuronectiformes; Paralichthyidae
Source: RefSeq, a predicted model, not a curated record
AGUGUCGGGGUUGCCAUGGACAACCAAGCCAAGAUUAAGGGCAUCCAACAGCGCCACAUGGUGACCUGGAAGAAAGAGGAAGAGCACAAGUAUGAGGCCGUGUAUGAACAAGCAUGAUGAUGAUGUGACACCAGAAAAGGAAAUCUCAGAAACAAAAGACGUGGAGUGCUGGACCCUGAUAAACUGACCUGUGUGUGUCCUGCACCUGUUUGUGCAGCGGCGGCGACACCAUCUGACACAAGACACAUGAGAGAAGUCCAGCUGUGAAGUGACGGAGCCCAGCGGGAGAGCGAUGGGCUGUGGGGGAAGCAGGACGGACGCUCUGGAGCCUCGCUACCUGGAGAGCUGGACCAAAGAGACGGAGUCAACAUGGCUGACCAGCACCGACACUGACAUCCCCCUGUCGUCCAUCCAGAGCAUCCCCUCUGAGAACUCCGAGGCCGGCUUUGCUUCGGAGAAAACAAUCAGCCCUGUUCCAGAUUUCUUUGAGGACGGCCUCCCCCCUCCGGCUCAGGCGUACCUGAAGGUCUGCUCUGCCGUGUCGGAAGUCAGUCUGAAUGAUGUGAAACCCAGCAGCCCUCCUGCCAUCCUGCCCUCGCCACCCAAAGAGGAGGUGUUGCCUUCGUCUGGCACCACGGUGCAGCGGCGGAGUGUUCUACACACUGAGGAAAUCACAAAAUGGCAGGACAAUCGGAUGUCCACAAAGCAGGUGACCAUCACGGUGACGCAGAGCAUCCAUCAGGUGGACAAGAACGGGAAGGUGAAGAAGUCGCUCACCACCUACGAGGUGAUGAAACCUGUGGAGAGUCUGAAACAGGUGGCCACACAAAACACUUGAGAGGAUGGAGCCAAAGAAAAAUGAUGACUGGGAAAUCAACAAACUGAAAGAGCGUGAAGGCUGACGAAGCACAAG